AGCACCCUCACUUCGAACGCGUUCAAAAUGCCUAUGUCAUCGAAAAAGACCGCGUCACGCAAGUACAUCGACCUCAUCAAAUAUUCCUCGAACAAAUGGGCCAACUGGGACCCAUCGAACCCCGUAGAAGCCGGUGAUUAUGGCGGAGUUAACAAGGAGUCCGGAGAGUUUGAAAGACAAGGAAACCUCUAUCGCGAUAGCACCAUUGCAGAGAUCACGGCGAGAUAUCCGCCAAUCUACAAUUCAGAGACGACGGAUUACCAGUAUCACUCCUUGAACACAAGGACAACUAAGCUGAAGGCCCAAUUCAACCCGGAUAUUUUUGGGGAUUCAAAGCCGCUCGUUGGUGGUCAAUGGCAUUUCAGCAAUCGACGUGGAGCAAUCUUGCUCAUGCAUAGAACAAAGUUGACAAGGGUCCCGGAAGAGUUGCUCGAAGAAAUUAAGGAAUCCGAAUGGGUGAAAGGAAAAUACAUCGUGACACAUGUCCACACGUGCCCUGCCUAUGCCAUGUAUCUUUCCGAUAAGAGUAUUUGUGUGCCUUCCGUUUCUGAAUUUUCUAAUCUAAUAAUGUACUUUUAUACAGUGCAAGGGAGUGUCUCUAUCGGGUUAUGUUCUGACCCCUUCUCGCCCGGAGAUGCGGGUUCUGAUAAAUCGGGAGGAGAGAAACCCUUGAAGUGGAUCACAGAAGGUCUCUCUGGCUUUUACCAAUCAGCGUCUUCGGACGAGUCCAAUUUCGUACCACUUUUCCAAAUCAAGGUAGUUCAGAAGCGGGAAGGAAAGAGGCGUCAAAGUCCCGACCCAAUUAACGAUGAGAAACUCGAAUUCUAUAAUGUUGAGGUGCCAUGGUACGAUCUUGAUGAGGAGGGGGAGGAGCUCCCUGACGACUUAUCUGAAAUGGACGAUGAUGACUAGUCGUGACUUAUGAUACCUGAACCACGCCGACCGUCAUUGGUGGUGUUGUAGUUAUAAAUGAUUUCUUGUAUCUAUUCCACUUGUACUGUAUUCGUUCGCGUGUUGUGCACAAUAUUGAUUAUACGCCCGAA
Molecule: messenger RNA, 1043 nt
Organism: Fomitiporia mediterranea MF3/22
Lineage: Eukaryota; Fungi; Basidiomycota; Agaricomycetes; Hymenochaetales; Hymenochaetaceae
Exons: 5
Coding region: 28-912 (294 amino acids)
Source: RefSeq, a predicted model, not a curated record